AUGUUCAAUUUAGAUGAGCUUGAAACUGAUCCAGGAUUGAGGAUACCAAUUAACAAGAUUUGUUGUAUUGACAAGCAAAAUGAGGAAAUUAACAAGAUUUGUUGUACUGACAAGCAAAAGGAGGAAGUUCGAAGAGCAUACUUGUUGAAAGGUCCUUGCCAACCUAAAGAUCAUAACUUUCCUUUCACUCUUUUUGGAGAUAAAAAGCGUAGGUUUACACCAGAGUGGUACAAAGAAAGUCCAAGUUGGAUGGAAUAUAGUGUGGCAAAAGAUUGCAUCUUUUGUUUAAAUUGUUAUCUUUUCAAAACUGAUUAUGGUGACCAAGCAGGUGGUGAAGUUUUUGUGAGUAAGGGAUUUAAUAACUGGAAAGAUAAAGCGAAAGUGAAAAAACAUGUUGGAGAUCAUUCUAGAUUGACAUUUCGUGGUCAUGACGAGUCGGUUGAAUCUGAAAAUCAAGGUAACUUUAUGGAACUAUUGAAGUUUCUAUCCAAUCAUAAUGACGACGUAAAAAAAGUUGUGCUGGAAAAUGCUCCAAAAAACCAUCAAAUGACGGCCCCCAACAUCCAAAGGGAAUUAACUAGUGUUUGUGCUCAUUUGACGACUAAGAAAAUUAUUGCAAAAAUUGUGAGAGCUAAACAACCGUUCCCUUUACUAGUUGAUGAAUCUCAUGAUGUGGCAGUGAAAGAACAAAUGGUUAUUGUUUUUCGCUAUGUGGACAAAAUAGGUUGUGUUAUUGAACGUUUUAUUGGGAUUGUGCAUGUUAAGAAUAUUUCUGCAAAGUCUUUGAAAAUUGCAAUAGAUGCCUUUUUUGUAAAGCAUGGAUUGAGUUUGACAAGUUACGAGGCAAGGUUAUGA
Molecule: messenger RNA, 855 nt
Organism: Pistacia vera
Lineage: Eukaryota; Viridiplantae; Streptophyta; Magnoliopsida; Sapindales; Anacardiaceae
Product: zinc finger MYM-type protein 1-like
Exons: 2
Coding region: 1-855 (284 amino acids)
Source: RefSeq, a predicted model, not a curated record